AUAAACAUGCUGUACAUAUUUCUAUUAGCAAUCGCGAUACCGCUAUAUUUACUAAACAGAUACAGACGGAACAAAAGGUAUGAGGAAUUCUGGAAGCACAUUAUGGCCAUUCCAGGCCCCCAGGGCUCGCCUAUCUUGGGUACUAACAACACUUUGCACACGCCAGAAUCGUUGUUUAUUCGCGAUCGAAAGAGAGCCGUGGAAUACUACCCUAUAUUUAAAUUGUGGUCCUUGGAUGCCGCAGGUGUUUUUGUAAUGUCGCCGGAUGAUAUUGAGUUGGUGUUGAAUAACAGCAAACAUAUCAACAAAAGUUUGUUUUACAACUUCCUACAUUCUUGGUUGGGAACUGGUCUCCUAACGAGCGGAGGUAGCAAAUGGCACAGUAGAAGGAAAAUCCUAACGCCUGCAUUUCACUUCAACAUCCUGCAACAAUUCGUCGAACUCCUAAACAAAGAAACGCAAAUACUCGUGGAUAAUUUGAGCAAAUCAUGCUCCCAACCGUACGUCGACGUAGUAAAACCCAUAACGGAAUUCACUCUCUACUCCAUUGGAGAAACUUCCUUCGGAGUAUCGCUGCGCGACCACCCGGAUUGCCCCAGCUACAAGCAAGCUGUGUACGAUUUCGGCCAUUCGUUCAUCUACAAGGGCGUGCGCCCUUGGUUGUGGCUGCCCCUCAUCUACAAGCUGAGCCCAACGUACAGGAAAGACAGGCAAAUCGUCAAAACCCUCCACGCUUUCUCCACGUCGGUGAUAAACGAGAGGAAGGAGCGCUUCGCCGAGAGCUCUGACGGAAGCUACGCGGAGAGGAAGAGACUGGCUCUGCUGGAUCUGAUGCUGAAGGCCAAGCAAAACGGUGCUGAUAUCGACGAUGAAGGUAUCAGAGAGGAAGUGGAUACUUUUAUCUUCGAGGGACACGAUACGACUUCUGUUUCUAUUUGUUACACGCUCAUGGUGCUUGCAAAUGAACCAGUUAUCCAGGAAGAAAUAUACCAAGAAAUAACGUCGAUAAUAGGAAGCUCGGACGAGCCCACUUACAACGAUUUCAACGACAUGAAAUACAUGGAGCGGUGCAUUAAGGAAAGCUUGAGGUUGUAUCCAUCUGUGCCUUUGAUAGGGAGAGUAGUAGGCGAAAAUUUAAUGACGAAAAGUGGAUACACGAUACCCAAAGGCUGUAAUGUGAACAUUUCUUUCUACGACAUGCACAGACGGCCGGAGAUUUGGGAGGAUCCGGAGAAGUUCGAUCCUGAUAGAUUUUUACCGGAUAAUGUUGCUAAACGACACCCGUUUGCGUACUUGCCGUUCAGUGCUGGUAGCAGAAAUUGUAUAGGUCAACGAUUUGCUAUUCUUGAAAUAAAAGCGGUUCUUUGUGGAAUACUAAGAAACUUCAAAUUAGAACCAGUCGAUACACCAGCCGAUAUGAAAUAUAAAGUCGACCUUGUCCUCAGACCAGCCGGAGAAAUUAGAGUUAAAUUUGUACCCAGAUUAGUAAACAUUUAA
Phyllotreta striolata is the source of this 1497-nucleotide messenger RNA. NCBI's taxonomy places the organism in Eukaryota, Metazoa, Arthropoda, Insecta, Coleoptera, Chrysomelidae. The record is from the annotation of a GenBank genome assembly.